Molecule: messenger RNA, 573 nt
Organism: Teleopsis dalmanni
Lineage: Eukaryota; Metazoa; Arthropoda; Insecta; Diptera; Diopsidae
Product: voltage-dependent calcium channel type A subunit alpha-1-like
Exons: 4
Coding region: 1-507 (168 amino acids)
Biological process (GO): calcium ion import across plasma membrane; chemical synaptic transmission
Cellular component (GO): voltage-gated calcium channel complex; membrane
Molecular function (GO): high voltage-gated calcium channel activity
Source: RefSeq, a predicted model, not a curated record
AUGAAUACUUUUAGCACUGGAUUCAUCACAAUGUUCCCACAAAAAGGGCCCGAAGUAGAUCUAAGAACACUUAGGGCUAUACGUGUGCUACGGCCCUUAAAAUUAGUCUCUGGAAUUCCUAGUUUACAAGUAGUUUUAAAAUCUAUUAUCAAGGCAAUGGCACCGUUGCUUCAAAUCGGACUUUUGGUCUUGUUUGCCAUCGUUAUAUUUGCAAUCAUUGGACUCGAGUUCUAUUCGGGCGCACUGCAUAAGACUUGUUAUAGUUUAGAAGAUCCAAAUAAACCUGUUAAGGAAGGCGAAUCGGAGACGCCUUGUAAUACGGAUAAUAUACAUGAUAAAGCAGGUGGUUCAUAUGUAUGUAAUUAUAAUACGAGUAUGUGUCUGGAAAAGUGGGAUGGACCAAAUUCUGGCAUAACUAGUUUUGACAAUAUCGGGUUUGCCAUGUUGACUGUAUUCCAAUGUAUCACAAUGGAAGGCUGGACAGCAAUACUGUAUUGGGUAAAUUGAAUGUAACAAAACUAAGAGAAUUAUUGGUAUUUGCUUCUAAAAGUAAUUAAAAUGAAAACACCAAAA